GCUCUCUAAGGCUAUUAAGUAGGCCGGGAUGAUGCCAUAUCAAGUACACAUACAGGCUAUUUCACACCUUUCAUUUUGCCUCUCUUGAUUCCCUCGUUGAGGUUUGAUUUGCUUCUAGUGGAGCAAACACAACUUAUUGUUUGACGAUGCUGCUCCAUUCCCUCAGGAUAGCUGCACACCUUGCUCUAUCCAUUCAUCAUUCAGUUCUAUCUCACUCAUCAUGGUUUAUAUAGCUUUAACCAUCGUGAAUAUCAUGUUGCUGGCUUGAGAGAAUCGAGCUUCUAUACUUUGGCAAAGCUCUAGUAUGACCGAAAAUGAAAUAAAUGGGCACCGGUGCCACCCUCCAAAGAUGUGAGAAGUAUUCCUUUAUAUCGCACUUCACUACUGAUCUAUAACUAUAGCAAGCGACAUAUGGGGCUUGCGCUAUUCAUAUAUAUACUGGCAUUCAGUAUAUUAUUCUUCGUUCAUUUUCCCCUUCUUCCAACUACGACAUAUCUAUUUUUUUGUCUUCUUGCUACGUCAAAUGCCAGGCCGGACUCACUUCCAGGAGGACAUCGGUUACACCUGUUUGUCAACUGAGAUCCAGCAUCAAAUUACCCUAUUGCUAUAGUCCUCCUAGUUAUCUGAGCCUUUGGUUCUAGGGUCCAGUUUAUUGAGGAUAAAUAUAUCAUAUACAUUUGUCCCGCCUGCCGAAUUCUAAGACCUCGUUUGAACGGAGAAUCCAUAUUCAAAAUGGUUCCCGUCUAUCUAACCCCUGGCAUGAGCUAUCUCCUAGGAGGACCUAAAAUCCGCAUCCUCCACGCCAGCACUCAGGAUGCAACUCCCCAACCCAUCUACGACACAUAUCCCCUGUGGCUAGCCACCCACUUCUCUUAUUAUAUCAAAGACUGCUUCCCCGCUAAACACGAGCCCACUGUAGCCCGCAAAGGCUGCAACGGCACUAAUGCCGUAACCAUAUACGGCGGCGUCGCACAGGCCCAUCUCGUGGUUUUUAGAUGGAUGCUGGCCUGCUGCAAGGGCGCGCGGCAUGGGUACGCCAAAAUCGACCGGCUCCCCUUCGCCAAGUACACCCGCAUCCUCGAAGCGGCAGAGAUCCUGGACGUCUACGCCGUCCAGGAUGACAUGUGGGUGCGCAUGAAUCGAAUGGCGGAUAAGCAGAUCUACAUCGACGAUGUGCGGAUGGUGUAUGCGAAUUUCCCCAAGUCGGCGCCGGUGCGCAUGCUGGUUAUUCGCAGUAUUGGAGAUGCGUUGUUUGAGCGCCGCUUGCGCAAUUUUGGGGCGUAUAAGGCGUUUAAGGCCGAGUGUGCAGAGUACGAGGCGGAUAUUUAUGAGUAUCUGCUUGAGAGGCGGAGGGAGGUCUAUGUGGAACAACAGUGGGCUGCAAGGGCUGCAAGAGCGGCCGCCGCAGCUGCUAGGAAGGCCAAUAAGGCCGAUCAGAAAGCCAGGGCAAAGACGGGUGUUGGUGGUGCCCAGGAGAGCAGGCAAGCGGGCGCGAAAGGGACCCCUCGCACAGCUGUUGCUGGUCCCCACCGUGGAAAUAAAUAACCUUCAACGCUAUUAUGGCAAAUAGCGUGCAUCAGACCCAUCUCAGCGCCUCCUACCUUAUCUUAAGCCAUCAACUGCAUUAAUAUUAGUUAAUAACCAAAUGCAAGCCACGCAUUGAAUUCCUUGCCAGAUUUUUUGUUCGACCUAGACAAGUAAAAUACGGCACCUUCAGCGCCGAUUUGAAGCCAUGUUCAUCCUCCACCUCCUGUAGGUUAUUAGCCGCUCGAGCUCCGUAGACAGUGACCAGCUCGUAGGCAAAGUCGUA
Messenger RNA from Blastomyces gilchristii SLH14081, 1810 nucleotides. RefSeq lists its product as uncharacterized. The transcript is spliced from 2 exons. The coding region runs from base 733 to 1545 and encodes 270 amino acids. NCBI's taxonomy places the organism in Eukaryota, Fungi, Ascomycota, Eurotiomycetes, Onygenales, Ajellomycetaceae. The record is from RefSeq and is a predicted model, not a curated record.